Molecule: messenger RNA, 243 nt
Organism: Fomitiporia mediterranea MF3/22
Lineage: Eukaryota; Fungi; Basidiomycota; Agaricomycetes; Hymenochaetales; Hymenochaetaceae
Exons: 2
Coding region: 1-243 (80 amino acids)
Source: RefSeq, a predicted model, not a curated record
AUGGUUAAUCUUCGCUUCGUCGUGCUUGCCGCUUUCUUCCAUGCAGCCGUUGCUUCGCCACUAUACUUCAUGUCCAAUAUGCCCAAACUCACACGUCGGCAAGAACUAACAACGAGUACCACAACGAGUGCCAGCACGGUCCCUGUGUCUCCUUUGACAGAGGCUGGCGGCCUGCCUGAUUCGGGGCGUUUCGGUAGCCCAACCAAGGAGUGCCAGGAUGCAAUCUUAGGCCUUUGCCCGUAG